Messenger RNA from Apis cerana (Asiatic honeybee), 3816 nucleotides. Its product is annotated as trissin receptor. Gene Ontology annotation, molecular function: G protein-coupled receptor activity. Gene Ontology annotation, biological process: G protein-coupled receptor signaling pathway. Gene Ontology annotation, cellular component: plasma membrane. NCBI's taxonomy places the organism in Eukaryota, Metazoa, Arthropoda, Insecta, Hymenoptera, Apidae. The record is from RefSeq and is a predicted model, not a curated record.
AUGAUCAAUCGUCAAAAAAUGAUCAACAGCUGUGACAUCAUCAUUCAUGAAGUUCACAAUAAAAAAAGCCUGAUGGAUAACGAAACUUCUUUAUAUGAUAUAUUUCUAAAUGAAGAGUACAUUCUUAACAGGAUUGAUAUAAGAGUAAUUUUUAUUAUGCUUUAUACCAUUGUCUUCGUUUUCUGCUUUCUCGAUAAUUUAACGAUAAUCUUCAUCGUAAUGUUCUCUUGACAACUAUGCAGUAUUAUUAAUUUUUUUUUAAUUAAUUUGAUAAUACCUGAUUUCUACGUCGAUAUUUUUUGCAUAUAUCAAACUUUAACGAAUUAUUUGAUGAACAGUUAACACAUCACACUUCACACUUUUUCUUAUAUAAUGAGUAUAUUAAUUUCAAUAAUAGUUUGCAUCGAACGAUACUUGGCUAUUGUUUAUUUUAUUAAAUGCAAAUCCGUAAAUUAAACUGGAAGUCAAUUAUAAAUCAUAAUAGAUAUUGUUUAGAUCAUAGCCAUAAUUUACGUUUGCCAAAAAUUCUUCUAUGUUGAAACCAUAAAAAAUUAUUUAAUCACGAGUGAAAUGGACAUCAUAUAUAUAACUAAUAACAAAAAGCAUAACAAAACACUGUUAGAUCUCAUUUUUUUUUACUUACUUCCACUUCUCUUGAUAUCUUGCCUUUACAGAAUUGUCGUCGGUUUAUGGCGAAGUAGUAUUGGAGAAUCAGGCUCAACGGCUAAAAGCAAAGACGGUAGUGUUCAUCGCGUUCAUAAAUUAAGCAAAAACAUACUUUAUACCAGACAUGGUGUGAUAAGGUAUGUAUUAUACUAUAAUUACUAUAUAUAUGAGCGUUAUCGAAGUUCAAAUUAUGAUCGUUUGAAUCUGAGCACUCUUCUAACCUUAUUCAAUCUUUUUAUUUUGUAUACAAACUCUUGUUUAAACCCUUUAUUAUAUAAUUUUUUCUCACAUAAUUUUUGAAGAGAAAGAAUUUCUUAAAAGAAUUAACAUAUUAAUACGUCACAAAAAACGAUAAAAUGAACAUAAAUCUUUUUCCUUAUAAUUUGCAAAAUAGAUUUGUUAUAUUUAAUUUCAUUUCAGCUCCAACUAAACGAGAAUUUAAUUGCAAUAUAAUAUGAUAAUAUAUAUAAUAUAGAACAAAUAUUUAAAAAAAUCAAUUUAUUGGAUGCAAAAGUUUUAUAUACUUCAUUGAUAAAUUUUUCAUGAUUAAAUUAGCAUAUCCUUUUAAGAUAAGACAAAGAUUUUUCUAUAUGAAAUUAUUGCUCUCUUGGUAUGUAAAAUGAAAUUAUUUUUAUUCAAACACAUAUUUUCUUCCAUAUUUUAAUUUUCUUUGUUUAUAUUAUUUCAUAUUUCUUUUUUUUUUAUCAUUAUAUUAUUAUAUCAUAUAAUAAUAUAAUACGAUAUAAUAAUAAUAAUAUCAUUGUUGUGAUCCGAGAUCUAUAUAAAAAACGAAAAGAAUAUAUAUUAAAAAUAGAUUACAGUCAUUUCCAUUAUUUUCCUAGUACAAAUUUAUAUCAAAAGAUUGGAAGUUAUUCUCGCAAAAUAGAUUUAAAAAAAAUCUUAAAAUAAAGAAAUAGAAGAUGAAUCAAUAGAACAGAAUUGUUUGUUUUCCAAUUACAUGAAAUUCGCAUUAAGCUAACAUAUCGUCCAUAUUUGGCACUGGUACAAGUGGUUUUAGCAGACGAAAAGAUUUCUACAGAUCAUAUAUAUCGAACGAUAAUGAAAAAGGAAAAAAAUGAAAUUUAUUUUAUUCGAAUACGAGAUUUAUAAUAUAGAUAAUAUAAUAGAAUUUUAAUGAAAUGACAUUGAUCAAUUAUUACCCAAUAAUUGAAAUAGAAAGAAAGUAAAAGUAAAAAUUGAUAAAUAUAUUAUUAAGAAAUAUACAAUAUUUUAUGUCAUUUCAUUUUAAAUUCUGAGAAAAUUGAUUUUCCAUAUAUCUUGUUAUCCUACAUAUCUUGUUUCAAGAUGCAAUUUAGGUCAAAAACGUAAUAAUAUUAUUGAAACAUUAGAAAUUGAAACUUCAUUAUGAAAAUAAGGAGAAUGAUAUAAUCAGAUGAUAUGAAAAUAUUAUCGUAUAUUUUGUCAAUUGUGUAUUGAUAUAAUUUAAUAUAAAGUUAUAAUGUUAUAAUAAUAAAGUUGAAAAAAAGCAAUAUUUUGAUAUUGAUUUUUUUUCAAUUUAAUCAUAUUUUCUUAUUAUUAAAAAAUUUAUAAAUUUGAAAAAAAUAAAAAAUAAGCUAUAAAAUUUGAAAACUUAACAGAAUUAAAGUAGAUCAGUAGUAUUAUAUUAUUACAAUUGAAACUUUAUACAACUUUUUUUUUCAUUUUUUUCAACUUUGACAAAUAUUUCAAUUUGAUGCUUUGUUAUAUUUUAAAUUAAUUCUCUCCUCAGUUAGUAUAUCAAAAUUAUAUAAUUAAUUCAUUAAAAUUAUUAUCUACAUCAAAAUUCAAUGAAAUAAUUUUUAACCUAAAAAUUAAAUUGUAUACUAUUUAAUAAGAAUUAUUUCAAUAAAAAUUUUAUAUAAAACAAAUGCUCAAUAAUAAUAAUUUUACUAAAAUUAUAAAAAAGUGCAAAACUUUAAUUUAUUUUUUUUAUUUAUAAAGCUAAACUUAAAUUCCUUUUCUAGAUCUAUGGAUAAUAAUGCAGUAGAUAUUGCAUAGACAUUUAGCAUUUAAGAUGCAAUAUAAUUUCUUUCUCUUUUAUUCACCGUCUAUUUCUUCGUUCAUUUCAAUCUAUCAUCGUUUUUCCAUUCUCUCCUUUUUCCUUCUUUCUGUCGAAUCAUGUGAGUAUUAUCUACAUUUUUUUCUUUCUUCUUAAGUUAUCAGUUGGGGUCUUGAGUUCGCAGCUAAGUAACCGGUUAACUCCGGUCCAUCGACUUCUCCCUAGGCAUUUUAUCAAACAAUGGUUGAUCAUUUCUCAAUAAGACAUUUGCAUCUCGAUCGAUAAUCAUGAAAUCAUAGCUGUUAAAAAACAAAUGAAAUUGAUUUUAAUAAUAAGUUAUCAUUUUAAUAUCAAGAAUUAUUAAUCCAAAAAAAAACUAUAUUUAUAGUUAUAUGUAUAUCUAUAAUUGAUAUUCAAUAUAUCAUAUAUAGAUAUAUAGAUAUAUAUAGAUAUAGAUAAUAUAUAAAUAUUGAAUAAGCAGAAAAAAAAACUUUGUAAUCAAGAUAAUAUUUCUCAUUAAAAAGAAUAUAAUUAUUUAAAUUAUGCGCUUAUAUUUGUCAUCAUUUGCAAACAUGUUUGAAAUAUUUUCGAAUGCAAGAUAAUAGAAGUAAACAAAUAGCAAAGAAAUAUAAAAAUAAACAAUUGAAAAAGAAAUUGAAAAAAUGAAAGAAUGAGAAAAUAUUGAUUGAUAUGUUCAAAGUUCGAGUAAAUUGAACGCCGCGUGAAUGUAUCAGACUCGCAGUGUUUAUCUCACAAUAGAAGCAAAAUGAAAAAAAAAUAAAAUAAAAUAAAUAAAUUGGAGUGCCGAGCAAAUCCAGAAUUCGUGAUAACGAUGUAAUAAUUAUUAUUAUUACUAAAUCAGACCCCCAGCAGAAAUUGCAUCACGUAACAUUAGAUGACCCUAGAAUGGAAAAUAUAUUUUGCCGUCUGCAAUAAAUGUAUAUCGAGCACGUGUAAUGCGAACAUAAAUAUUUUUUUUCAAUUUUUCAAAAAUAAUUAAUGAAAAUAAAAAACAAUUUAUAAACAUAAUAUAAACAUAAACGAAUUUAAAAACGAUAAACGAUAAGAAUAAAUUUUUUUAACCUGAAAAUCAUUAUCUUAGACUGUAAUAAUCAUUGUAAUAAAUAUGAUCGUUUCUUUGUUAAACAAAA